Molecule: messenger RNA, 627 nt
Organism: Aspergillus ibericus CBS 121593
Lineage: Eukaryota; Fungi; Ascomycota; Eurotiomycetes; Eurotiales; Aspergillaceae
Exons: 2
Coding region: 1-627 (208 amino acids)
Source: RefSeq, a predicted model, not a curated record
AUGGAGCCGACCAUCGCCCAUCAGACCGUGCGAGUGUCAUGCCUCCCGGCUAACAUGACCGAGGCGGUGUUUGGCAGGGUGCUCGCGGGAUUAACCCCCGUGGUUCGCGAUGGCGAUGAGUUCCAUGCCUCCAACGUCCUCUGUUGGUCUCUGGCCCCAGCCAUUUCGGGCAUAUCGCGUUACCAGAUCGCCACCAUUACUUUCGCCAAGGAUACAAACCUCAAGCAUCUGGCAAGAGCGCUCACGGAUGGAAUUGGCAAAGACGGUGCUCACCUCACGGUGGAACUGCACUUUCUCGGUCCCACGCCCUUGGCAGAUCCGGGAGACCAAGCAGAGAUGGAGCUUUGGUUCAAAGCAUCCGAGGCCAAAGACAGCGACGCAGAUCAGGCGUUCUUCGUCUCCGCCUAUGCGGUCGUCUUCUUCGGAGUGCCGCAGAAAGGCUUCCCUGAGAAGCCGCUCACAGCCAUGGUCAAGGGUCAGCCCAACGAGAGACUUGGGCGAAGCCUGGUCGGGAGUGCUGACCUGCAAGUGGAACUCCAACAACGCGUCGACGAGUGUUUCCAGUUGCCUCGCGCAUGGUCCCUCUCCCUCUACGAAACCAUGCCCGUCCAUCGGAUGAAAAAGUAG